UUGUCUGCUCGAAAAUGCUCAGCAGAUGCUUUACAAAAACUGUUGCAAGUGAAGCAAGAACGGCAAAGCAAACGCUUUCUGUGUUUCAGAAGUGCCACAGGAUGGCAGUAUUUCAAUAGAAUUCUAAUAUUAAUAAAAAAAUUUUGUUGGUCAGUGUUCUGGUUUGGUAUCUUUGGAGUAAUUAACAGCAAGAAUUGUUUUCCUGGAAUAAAGGAGACACUAUUGGUACUGUAAAAGGUUAGGAUGUUGUUUCAUUGUAUAGAAUUAACUCUUCGAGGACAGGUCUAUUGUGCCCAUUGGUAAUUGUUUCAUAUCUAUAAUGUGGGAUCAUUGGUUUAAAGGAUUAAAAUUAUUAAGGGAAAUAAGUAAAGUUAGCAGGGCAAAGUUCAACCCGCCAGAGUUCGGACUUGUUCAGGUCCACUUAGUACAUCAUCGUUUGUACUUUGAAGACCAAAUGCUUAUACCCGGCCAGUCUGCAUAAUUGUGGGCAAAGAACAAUGGAACAAGGGACUUGGAUGAAGGUUUGCACCAAAAAAUCGCAACAGAAAUGAAUCUUUCUGAAACUGCCUUCAUCAGAAAACUGCACCCUACAGAUGACUUUACUAAAAGUUCUUGCUUUGGACUCAGAUGGUUCACUCCAGCCAAUGAAGUUCCUCUGUGUGGUCAUGCUACACUUGCCUCAGCUGCUGUUUUGUUUCACAUACAAAAAAACACAAAUUCAGUUCUUACUUUUGUUACUCUGAGUGGGGAAUUAAAAACGAGACGAGAGAAAGAUCAUAUUGUCCUGGACUUACCACUUUACUCAACCUACCCACAGGCACUUGAGGAAGUAGGAGAGUUAAUAAAGGCAGCUGUUGGUGACAUGAUCGUUCAAGAUCUCCGUUAUUCUCCUGACACAAAGAAGCUCCUGGUCCGCAUCAGUGAUGCUUAUGAAAGGUCUGUGUUGGAAAAACUGCAAGUGAACGCUCAACAAUUUCUGUCAGUGGAAAAGACUGGAAAGGUGAAAGGACUCAUACUCACUCUUAAGGGAAACUCCAGUGGAAAAGAUAAAGGCCAUGAUUUUCACUCCAGAUAUUUUGCACCUUGGUAUGGAGUUCUGGAAGACCCUGUUACAGGAUCUGCCCAUGCUGUUUUAAGCAGCUACUGGUCAGAGCAGCUGGGGAAGACAGAAAUGCUUGCUUUUCAGUGUUCUCGCCGUGGAGGAGAGUUGAAGAUUUCACUGCGUAAUGAUGGAAGAGUUGAAAUUGCGGGGCAAUUUGCUAUUGUGUUGAAAGGAAACUUGACUUUAUGAAGAAACUGAUACUAACAGUUUCAUCUCUCACACCUUCAUAUUAUUCCUAUUGUGUUGAUUAUAUCUUAGUUCUAGACACUGAAUCACCACGGUCAUCAAAAAUCUUUGAUUAGUUACUGUCUGCCUUUAGAAGGUACUUGAAAACGCUCACUUCUAAUCUUCAAGAACCCUGGUAUUGUUUUCUUCACUUUCAUCUGAUGACUUCAUAUGUGCACUAAUCUCAGAAACUGUCCAAGGACAGCUCUCUUGUUUUUCUGCUCUAAAAUGAUUCUUUUAUUUGUUUCCAAAUUCCAUGUUUUAAAAGCCAUUUCUGCCUCCUGGAUUGAUCUGUAAACUUACCUGAUGGAUAAAGCAAUCAAACUUUUUCCAUGUUCAGUUAUUCUCCAUAAAAUCUGACUGUCAUCCUUCCAAGAAAAAAAUCCCCUCUGCCACAUCUUGAGAUGUUCCUCAUGUUUGUUAAUUUACUUGAAUUAAAAUAUGAAGCAAAUAUAAAAGCUUUAAAAAU
Messenger RNA from Cygnus atratus (black swan), 1796 nucleotides. RefSeq names its product phenazine biosynthesis like protein domain containing (gene PBLD). Gene Ontology annotation, cellular component: cytoplasm. The record is from RefSeq and is a predicted model, not a curated record. Gene Ontology annotation, biological process: biosynthetic process. Gene Ontology annotation, molecular function: isomerase activity. Lineage: Eukaryota; Metazoa; Chordata; Aves; Anseriformes; Anatidae. The coding region runs from base 548 to 1291 and encodes 247 amino acids. The transcript has 10 exons.